GCUCGUCUGCGCGCAGAUGGAGGGGACGGAGCCCCGGCAGCGGAGGCCCGAGGGCUGCGGUCGGCCAGAGGAGCAGGGGCUACCGCCCACGCUCGGCACAGGCGGACCCCCCGCGGCCUCAGAAGCUGGACUUCAGAGAGUCCCCUCACGCCAGCUCUCGGCCCCCAAGCCCACAGACCCUGAGGCCGGCAGGGAGACAGCCUGGACCAUUGGGCUGCAGGUGGCGCCGCCCUUCCUGUGUGCCGGCCUGGGGCUGUCCUGCGCGGGCGUGCUGCUGGACUACUUCCAGCACUGGCCGGUGUUUCUGGAGGUGAAGGACCUGCUGACGCUGGUACCGCCGCUCGUGGGCCUGAAGGGGAACCUGGAAAUGACGCUGGCCUCGCGACUCUCCACGGCCGCCAACACCGGGCAGAUCGAUGACCCCCAGGAGAAACACAGACUCAUCAGCAGUAACCUGGCACUCGUGCAGGUGCAGGCCACUGUCGUGGGGCUCCUGGCUGCCGUGGCCGCCCUGCUGCUGGGCGCUGUGUCUCGGGAGGAGCUGGACUUGGCCCCCAUGGAGCUCCUGUGUGCCAGCAGCGUCGUCACUGCCUUCCUCGCCGCCCUCGCCCUUGGCCUGCUGAUGGUCUGUAUAGUGAUUGGCGCUCGGAAGCUCGGCGUCAACCCAGACAACAUCGCCACGCCCAUCGCGGCCAGCCUGGGCGACCUCAUCACGCUGUCCAUUCUGGCCUUGGUCAGCAGCUUCUUCUACAGACACAAAGACAGCCAGUACCUGAUGCCGCUGGUGUGCGUGGGCUUCGUGGCGCUGACCCCGUUGUGGGUGCUGAUCGCCAAGCAGAGCCCACCCAUCCUGCAGGUCCUGAAGUUCGGGUGGUACCCCAUCAUCCUGGCCAUGGCCAUCAGCAGCGUCGGAGGCCUCAUCCUGAGCAAAACCGUUUCUAAGCAGCAGUACAAGGGCAUGGCCAUCUUCACGCCUGUCAUCUGCGGUGUCGGCGGCAACCUGGUAGCCAUUCAGACCAGCCGGAUCUCCACCUACCUGCACAUUCGGAGCGCCCCUGGCGUCCUGCCGCCCUGGAUGAAGAAGUUCUGGCCCAACCCCUGCUCCACGUUCUGCACCUCAGAAGUCAACUCCAUGUCAGCCCGAGUGCUGCUCUUCCUGGUGGUCCCGGGCCACCUGAUUUUCUUCUACAUCAUCUACCUGGUGGAGGGCCAGUCGGUCACAGACAGCAAGAGCUUCGUGGUGCUGUACCUGCUUGCGGGCCUGAUCCAGGUGACGAUCCUGCUGUACCUGGCCGAGGUGAUGGUCCGGCUGACCUGGCACCAGGCCCUGGAUCCUGACAACCACUGCAUCCCCUACCUCACGGGCCUGGGAGACCUGCUGGGCACGGGCCUCCUGGCCCUCUGCUUCCUGGUCGACUGGCUGCUCCGGAGCAAGGCAGAGCUGGCCGACCUCUCAGAACUGGCCUCUGGACCUCUCUAGCCGGGCCAACCAGCCCUGGUUGCUUAGUAGGAUGUUUCCCUCCCCGCGGCGGGUACAGGACGCAGUGUCUCCCCUGGCCAGGUCCCCGGAGUGGUCUUGGCCAUGGCCCUUCCUUCCUCAGUCUGCUAUGGAGACGCACACACGCCGCGACUCCAGCAGGGGGCGCCCAAGCCCAUGCUGGAACGCUGGAGCCAGGAGUGCUGCUUGGGAGCCUGCGACCCGGGGUGUGUGUCCGUGUGCUGGCUGAGCGUGAGCGUGCGUGCGUGUGAGUUGGGGGAGUGCCGUGUUCUGGCCCGGUGCAGCCACAGAAGGGGCGUGGCCCAGCUUGGCCCAGCUCUCGUCUGUGCUGUGCGGAUUGGAGUGGACCAGGAGGGGGGAUCCUUGUUGUCCCCAGGCUCAGGACUCUGGGCGUGGCUUUUCUGUCCUCCGGGCUCUUGCCCUGGGAGCCCCUGGGAGCGUGUGCAGCCUCUCAGGGCGGGGCCUGGCUCCCUCCCAGGCCCAGCCUCUCUGCAGCCUCUCCGCCUCAUCACUGCUGUAGUCUUCAGUUUUUGUAGAGUUCGUUGUCAGCAGCACUCCAGGACCAGACACGUGUAAAAUAAAGGUCGCGUUACGUCUGUCGGGCUUCUCUUGUCUUCAGCGGUGGUUAACACAGCGUGAGACGGCAACAGUGCACACCCCGGGCACUUCUCCCAGGCCGCGGUUCUGAACACAAGGCCCCAACGUCGCCAGGAGCCUGUUCCAAAUGCAAGCUUUCACUGCCAGCGGAAGCCACGCCCCUGGGCAGGAGCCUCCAGGUUGUGAAGUUCACGCCGCGCUCCUGCAGCCUCCGGUCGCUACAGCCUGUGUGCCUGGCACGCUUCCAUUCAGCACAUAGCGCAUCCUGCACCAUCACCACCAGGUGGCGCUACCUGUGUGUGGGAGCUGCUCCUCUUCUAGAUGCCAAGCCUCGAGCUGAACUCGACAGUAUCUCCACCCAGCGACACCCACGGUGCGGACGUGGACAGAAACAGGCUGUGAUCCUGCCCAGCAAGGGCAACAAGGAGACUCUGGCGCUAGCUUGUCCUGAAGACACAGCAUCCUAGCCUCCACGGUCAAGACAAGGCGAGCAAAUUUGAGAACAGGUACCCUGGCUGGACUCCUGCGAGCUGCGGCUCCACUGUAGCAGAGAACCAAAGGAGGCUGGAGGCUCGGCCAGGAUGGGGCCCGGGAGGGAGUGCGCCUGCACCCUGAACCUUACGUGGAGGACCGCCUGGUGCUGAAAAGGGUGGCCAGCACCCUCACCAACCGGAGCAUCGUGACGGCUGUGCUGCUCCGGGCCAGCCCCGCCGUCGGCAGAGGACUCUGGCACCGCAGGUGGAGUCUGCUUCCUGCACCAUCUCCGAAGAGUGAGCGCAUGGACGUAGGACGCCGACCCGGCCCGCACCCCAGCUCCCUCCUCAGGCCUGCAGUGAGCACAGCCUCUCCUGGCCCCCUGCCCACAGGACUCACCUGGGCAGUGCCUGGAAGGUGCUGUGUGGUUCACAGAGUGUCCCCUGUCACGUGAGCAGCGACAGCAACUUGCAGAGGGGCAGGCAGUGGGACCGCGGUGGGGAGGGGGCAGCUCCUUGUUUUCCCGGCUCCGACUCGGGGUCCUGCGAGAGGAGACGUGGAUGGCAGCCUCGCCUUUGCCCUAAAGAUUCUGAACACUGGGUUACUGUGUUCUUUCUGCCAGAGGUUUUAUUUUAACUUGUUUUAAAAAAAGUAAAUGUUGGGAGGGCUGGUAUGGGGGAGGAACCGCUAUAAUCCAAAGUUGUGCUUAUGAAAUUUAAAUA
Messenger RNA from Lepus europaeus (European hare), 3291 nucleotides. It is a transcript of the gene SLC41A3, whose product is annotated as solute carrier family 41 member 3. Lineage: Eukaryota; Metazoa; Chordata; Mammalia; Lagomorpha; Leporidae. Gene Ontology annotation, molecular function: monoatomic cation transmembrane transporter activity. Gene Ontology annotation, biological process: monoatomic cation transport. The transcript is spliced from 15 exons. The record is from RefSeq and is a predicted model, not a curated record. Bases 17 to 1480 code for a protein of 487 amino acids. Gene Ontology annotation, cellular component: plasma membrane.